AAUCGAAGAAGCAAAAUACAAGAGUGAGUAACAUGGAAACUCCUAACUUUGUCUCCUUCUGCUUGCUGCUUCUCUUGACUAGUACCACUAUAAGCUCAGCUAAACUCACUCGUGGCUUCUACAACGAUGUAUGCCCCAAUGUGGAGCAGUUGGUCCGCUCUGCUGUUGCAUUGAAAUUCCAGCAGACUUUUGUCACUGCUCCUGCCACUCUUCGACUCUACUUCCAUGAUUGCUUUGUCAGGGGUUGUGAUGCUUCAAUUCUGCUCGCAAAUAGUAACUCAGAAAAGGAUCACCCUGAUGACAUAUCUCUAGCUGGGGAUGGCUUUGACACAGUGAUUAAAGCCAAGGCAGCUGUUGAUAGUGACCCCAAGUGCCGGAACAAAGUCUCUUGUGCUGAUAUCCUCGCUCUGGCUACUAGGGAUGUUGUAAAUUUGGCAGGGGGACCAUUUUACGAUGUUGAAUUGGGAAGGCGUGAUGGUAGAGUAUCUACUAUUGCAAGUGUUCAACGCCAUCUUCCUCACCCUGAUUUCAAUUUGGAUCAGCUCAAUUCCAUGUUCAACUUCAAUGGCCUAUCUCAGACAGAUAUGAUUGCAUUGUCAGGUGCACACACAAUUGGGUUCUCUCACUGCAAUCGCUUCUCGAAACGAAUCUACAACUUCAGCCCCAGAAACAGAAUCGAUCCAACGCUGGAUUUACAAUAUGCUUUUCAGCUUAGACAGUUGUGCCCUUUAAAGGUUGAUCCUAGAAUUGCCAUAAACAUGGACCCUGUGACGCCUCAGAAGUUUGACAACCAAUACUUCAAGAAUCUGCAGAAGGGACAAGGUCUCUUCACCUCUGAUCAGGUGCUGUUUACAGAUGCAAGGUCAAAGGCCACUGUCAACUCCUUUGCAUCAGAUGAAACAACUUUUCAGAAAGCUUUUAUUGAUGCAAUUACCAAGUUGGGAAGGGUUGGUGUUAAAACGGGAAAUCAAGGUGAAAUUAGGUUUGAUUGCACCAGGCCAAACUAGAAAAAGUAUAACUGUGAUAUCAUCAUCAGCAGCAGCAGCAUUAUUCCAUUUUGGAGUAUUUUUAGUCUACAACGGCUUCAGUUUGAGUUUGUUCAAUUAUGUAUAUUUGAUAAUUCAUUA
Molecule: messenger RNA, 1127 nt
Organism: Vigna radiata var. radiata (mung bean)
Lineage: Eukaryota; Viridiplantae; Streptophyta; Magnoliopsida; Fabales; Fabaceae
Product: peroxidase 16
Exons: 4
Coding region: 33-1007 (324 amino acids)
Biological process (GO): response to oxidative stress; hydrogen peroxide catabolic process
Molecular function (GO): peroxidase activity; heme binding
Source: RefSeq, a predicted model, not a curated record